This is a messenger RNA of Magallana angulata, 3065 nucleotides long. Its product is annotated as tripartite motif-containing protein 2-like. The coding region runs from base 811 to 2931 and encodes 706 amino acids. Lineage: Eukaryota; Metazoa; Mollusca; Bivalvia; Ostreida; Ostreidae. The record is from RefSeq and is a predicted model, not a curated record. Gene Ontology annotation, molecular function: protein binding; zinc ion binding. The transcript has 2 exons.
CUCCACUCUUUCAAUAACAUCAGGGUUACAGUUUGAGUUAAAUUUAAAUGUGUCAAACUGUUUGUUUUCAAGGGGAAAAGGUCUGAUUAAAAUGAUAAUUUUAUACGAUUGGAAUUUGGAAGUGGUUUUGUUAUUAAACUUUUCUUUGAUGCACAUCAAAUUUAUAAGACAGAAGUUGAUCUUAUUAACAUAUUCGACGAAAUAAAAACAAUGCUUUCACAUAAACUGUAUAGUGCAUGUGUUAGCAUACUAAUUGUAGAAAAUCCAUCUGACUUAACCAAACUUUUUCCUUCCUUGCUAUAAAUAUGUCUUAGAUCAAUCGAUGACGAUGAAAAAAAUUUCCCGAAUCAUUCAGAUUUGUCAAAUCAAAUUUAUGCCCGUAUCUCUGUGAAAUAAACAUGGAAUUUAUUUACUCAAUAUUUUGCUAUAAAUACUCCCUAGGACGUUCCAAUAUGUGAUUUUAUGCUAUCAAUAACAAAAAUGGCAUUGUCAAUUUAUCAUCGAAAUUGAUCGUCUUCUAUUUUCUUAAAUCGGUUUAAUUUCAUAUGCAAAUUUAUUCAGUGACGUAAACGCUGUUGUUGUAGAAGUGCACAGGUAACUGGUAUAUAUUAAUUGAGCAACAAACUCUCCUUAUUAUUUCUAAAACUUAUUUAUCUUCAACAAGGAUUAGCCACUUACUGUGAAAAAUAUUUAUUUAUUUUCAUCAACAAGACUCGCAGAAUUUAUUAUUUUUUUUGUCGCUCCAGAAAAACACGAGACCACUGCAGAUGAAUUAGUCAAACAAGCUGAAUAAUUUGUCAUCACGCCAGAAUGGGUUUGUUACGGAACAAUUCAGUGACCGAGGAAGGCUUCACAGUACAAGACAACGCUGCGCUGUGCAGUGACACAGUCGAAGCUUCGAUACCCCAACACGACUACAUCGAACCCUCUCCAGCCAUGUUGGAACUUGGAGCCCAUUGUAAAGACUCGGAACUUUUCAGAAAGUGUGGGAUUUGUUACAAGGUGCCGAUAAACGGACGAGUUUUGGAUUGUUUUCAUACUUUUUGCGAGUCCUGUCUGGAACGAGUCUGGUGUGACGCGUGCGUGAUAAGAUGUUCUUUGUGUUCAAGAACCACUCCGAUUCCAGACAGGGGCAUUGCGAGUCUACCCAAGAACAUAUUCUUAUCAACGAACCCUGUGGGGGAUAUCCAAUUGACUUUACCCUGUGACUUAUGUGACAAUAGCCAGCACGCCGAGGUCCACUGUCUUGAUUGUGAACAGAAGAUGUGUUCCUCUUGUCGUCUGAUACAUUUAAAAAGUAACGCGUCUAAAACACAUACGGUUCAAGUUUUAGACCCUAGUAACAUACCUAUGCCAGACGAUUUACAUGGAUACCAUUCAAAGAAAAUCGCGAACAGUUGUGAAGAUCACGGCGAGGAAUUAACUUACCAUUGUAGGAUGUGUGCCAAGGCAAUAUGUAAACUCUGUAGGAAAGACCCAGCGCAUAAAGGCCACCGGACCAAACCUCUCACGGUUGUCAUGGAUACAAAACGUCAACUUCUUACGCAGAAAAUGACAUCAAUAGAAAAUGGUCAUUUCGAAGUUUUAAGGAAAAAGUUGUACAAUACAAGAAAACAAGCUGACGCGCUGUCCAACAACGCCAAAGAUGUCAUAAAUCAAAUUGUCACCAGAGCCGAAGACCUAAAGCACGAUAUCGACAUUGCCAGCGACGCUCUCAUUACUGAAGUACUGGAAAAGAAGAAGGAGAGCUUGGAGAAUUGUCACUCAAUAGAAAAGAUAAUCGAGCACGAAAUUCUGGGCAUUGGCAGCUCUUUACAGUACAUCUAUAGCCUACUUCAACAUGGGUCACCUCUUGAGAUCUGUGAAGCUUUGCCAGCUAUCAACACUAUUCUGGACGGCUACGAUGAAGGGGAGCAGAUUCCUAGAUUGGAGAAAACUGACAUUACAUUUGAACUUGGCGACUUGACUUCAGAAUCUGUCAAGCGCGAUUUCGGAACGUUGACCACCCGCAAUAGGGGGCGUCUAUGGUCAAGGAAGAUAUCGGCAGGCUUUGGUUGUUUACAAGAUGUAAGCAUUAGAAUGCAGACGUCUUUCGAUUUCCCUACUUCUUCAUUGGAAGAAGUCCAGGAGGAAGAGGAGGUGCCGAUACACGCUCUAUCAGCAUCAGUAACAAACGACCAUCAGAUAUGGACGUGUGCGGGAUGGAACUCUUCAACCAUUGCUCUUCUUGACAGCCAAGGUAACCCUCAAGCUUCUGUUCCAAUCGGCCAUAAAGUGGAUGACAUUUCUGUUUCCAUGGACGACGAGUUGUUCAUUUCUUGUUUCCACAAGAAGAUGCUUGUUCGUUAUAACAUUUCGACAGUAGCCAUGGAGACGGUUCCAUUGCCGUAUUACCCGCGUGGUAUAACAACUUGCGCCGAUGGCGGGAUCCUUGUUUGCAUGACGGACAGCUAUAGCUCAUGUGCAUCCGAUAACAGCAGGCGAUUUGUUGCUAAAUACACAAAGGACUUGAAACUCGAAAAAGUUUUUGAGUUUGAAGAAAAUAAACGACUAUUCACCAGACCUUACAGAGUUGCUGAAAACAUCAACGGUGACAUUUGCGUAACAGACAAGACCUCGAUGGGUUCCGGACGAGUUGUCGUUCUUGAUCGCAAUGGCAAGUUCAAGUUUUCAUUUGAAGGUCCAUCCAACAACCAGUGCAGCGGGAACUUCUCCCCUGCCGGAAUCACGUGUGACAACUACGGUCGUGUCCUUGUGGCCGACACGAACAAUAACUGCGUCCACGUCCUUGACCCUAACGGUAACUUUGUGGGCUUUCUCUUAAAACAGGGAGAUACCCCAGUUAGUCCCCACUCCCUGUGUAUUGACCGCAAUUGCCAGCUGUGGGUAGGAGACGAAGAAGGAAACAUAAAAUUAUACGACUAUCUGUAAAAAAUAAUCGAAGGACUGAAAUACCAUUGUUGACUUUCAAAUGUUUAAAGAUGCCUGGUACUUAAACAUGUAUAUAAUUGAUCGAAAAUUGUAUGUGAUUUAUUGCUUUUUAUUAAAAUCCAAUGAAAAAAUUC